Molecule: messenger RNA, 551 nt
Organism: Acaulospora morrowiae
Lineage: Eukaryota; Fungi; Glomeromycota; Glomeromycetes; Diversisporales; Acaulosporaceae
Source: the annotation of a GenBank genome assembly
AUGAUAGGAAAUGGAUCACCUCUUUUUACUAGAAAAGCUGGAAAAGAUUCAUCAGAUUGGGUUUUAGAAUUCAAGAGAUUUGUAAUUGCAUCUCGAAUAAACAUUAUAGCUGGUGCAGAAGGAGUUGCUGGUAGAGCAGAAUUAUAUGAUUUAGUUAUAUCAUGUAUAAUUGGUGAAGCAAAAACCUGGUUCGAGAAUGAAAUCAAAAGCUUAAAAAGUAUUAAUACAAAUCAGUUUCUUGAAGAAGCAUUAGUUGUAAGAAAUAAUGCUGGAGAUAAUAAUACAAUAACUGGUGCUAAUAUUAUUCCAGUGGAAACUCCAUCCCCAGCCAAUUAUGCAAAUGCUGAUGCAGGUAAUUCAAUUGUUGCACCUGAAAUAACUCUUGGACAAUUUUUAUACUGCCUUGAAUAUCUUUAUCCCAUGGUUGAAGUGCAAAAAAAUUUGCUUUUCUUUGGUCAGAUUGUGCAAGGAAGUAUGUCAAUACUCGAGUAUAAUGCCAAGAUAUUAAAACUCAGAAAACUUGCUGGAUUACCAGAAUCAAAAAUGAGAGA